Messenger RNA from Mugil cephalus (flathead mullet), 3602 nucleotides. RefSeq names its product activating transcription factor 6 (gene atf6). Lineage: Eukaryota; Metazoa; Chordata; Actinopteri; Mugiliformes; Mugilidae. Bases 148 to 2097 code for a protein of 649 amino acids. Gene Ontology annotation, biological process: regulation of transcription by RNA polymerase II; endoplasmic reticulum unfolded protein response. Gene Ontology annotation, molecular function: DNA-binding transcription factor activity, RNA polymerase II-specific; RNA polymerase II cis-regulatory region sequence-specific DNA binding. The record is from RefSeq and is a predicted model, not a curated record. The transcript has 16 exons. Gene Ontology annotation, cellular component: nucleus.
UAGCUGUCGAGUAAAGUCAGACGUGUAUCUUUGCGUCAAACGGGAAGUUCCAUACAAAACAGCCGCAAGAUGAAUCAUGUUAUGUCGAGUCCUCCAUUGAGCACAACAUAUUACCGUGCGGUACAUUACUAAUGAAUUUAAACGAAGAUGUCAACCGACUUGAUGUUAGACUUCGGAAACCGCCAACAAUACCCAAUGAUGGAUAGUGAGACAGGCACCAUGUCCAUCGACCAGGGAGGAGAGUGGGACAUAAGCCUCUUUGAUGAGCUGGACAAUCUGGGAGAUACAGAUGAGCUGCUUGAUGCCCUUGAGAGAGCUGCCUAUGCCAACGAAGGUCCACAUCUGGACUUUGACAUCGACAUUCCUCUGUGGAAUGAAUUGGACACAAGCAGCACCUGCACAGAUGGUGAGGUGAGUGUGGACUCUCUGUCACCUGCCCACACUCUAAGUUCUGUCCCCUCUCCUUCCUCUGUGGAAGCCUUCUCUCCAUACUCCUUACAAGACGAGGCCCUGUCUCCACAGUCGCAGCCCUCGCCCGUGUCAGUCUGUUCAGAUUCCAGUGGCUUUACUGAUAUCGCCCCCCCUGCUAAGAAAGCCGCAAAGAGGACCGGUCAGGUGACACGAGCUAAACCAGCUCAGCCAGCCAAGAGGCCGAUUCAGAUUGGCCCAAAGAUUUCCAUCCAGCCCAAACCGGUGAUUACAGCUGUGCCCUUGGCUCAGGCAGCAGCUCCCUUGCAGACCAAGACAAUCAUCAUCCAGCCCCUGCAGACCACCGUGCUUCCUGUGGUCAAACAAGCUCCUGUCACCAUACAACCAGCACCCCCUGCAGGUCGUCCCAUUGUGCUGUCUCAGCCGAGCCACCUAGUGCAGAUCCAGACACCUCAAACCAUCUCCGCCAAUGUGGUCACCAUGCAAACCCUCAGCCAGGACAAGCCUGUCCCUGUCGCUGCUCCACCGAUGGUUCCCGUCACCCUUCGGACCCCUUCCUCCGACGAUGAUUCAAAGUUGUCCCAGAGGCAGCAGCGAAUGAUCAAGAACCGCGAGUCGGCGUCCCUGUCUCGGAAAAAGAAGAAAGAGUAUCUGCUGUCGCUGGAAGCUCGCCUGAAAGUGGCGUUGUCUGAGAAUGAGGUGCUCAAGUGUGAGAAUGGCAACCUCAAGAGACAGCUGGAGGGCCUGCUGAGUGAGAAUACAAUACUGAAGGCAACAGCACCCAAAAGGAGAGCUGUGUGUCUCAUGGCGGUCCUGGUGUUCCUCGUGCUUAAUGUUGGACCAAUGAGUCUGCUUCAAGGUGGCCCUGGCUCCAAGCUGGACAUUUCCUCUGUGCAGCACAGUGGCAGACAUCUGUUGGGAUUCUCGCCAGAGGCGGAAAGUGAGCUUGUGAUGGGCCCCGAGGACCUCGUCAGAGCCCCCCCAGAGAUGGCCGACAGCUCAGAGGAUAAGGCCCUGAUGGUAGUGAAGGAUCCCAUCUUUCUCAGACCACCUCCCCCCUGUCAGCCUCCCGUUAACAGGACCAAGUGCAUUGAGUUGGCGCAUGAGUUGAGGGGCUGGGUCCACCGUCAUGAAGUGCAACAGACCAAAUCUAGGCGUAUGAGUAACAGCAACCACAAACCCACCAGGACCAUUCUGAAAACAGAAACAGAGAAUAAGGAUGCAGAGAGUGCCCAGAUCGUGACGGUUCAGUACACAGAGACAGCUGAGGAAAAGAAUUCUGGCAGCGAGCUACAGAUAUACUACGCACCUCAGCGCACCUACGGGGACUUCUUCGAUGAGCUCAAUCGUCGCGGUGACACUUUCUACGUCGUGUCUUUCCGUCGGGAUCAUCUUCUACUUCCUGCCACCAGCCACAAUAAAGGAAGCCGACCCAAGAUGUCUGUGGUGUUGCCAGCCAUGAACAUAAAUGACAGCAUCAUACGGAACAAGGAGUUUGAGGUGAUGAUGCAGAUCGACUGUGAAGUAACGGACACCAGGAUCCUCCACAUCAGGUCUUCCAGCAUCCCACCUUUGCUCCGGGUCAACGACACAGACACGCUUUACCAGCACUCCCCGACUGACAACAAGGCUGCGCCUCCCGUCGGUGUGCUAAUGGGGUCUGCUUAAAAUCACAGCCACAGUUAAUUCGUUUUUAGCGUGGUGAAGGAUAUUUUAAAUCUGGUCUCCCACCACUGACUUAAACAAAUGUGCUCUGUAGAAAUGUAGUCAUUGGAAAACAAAGGAAGCUCAAAUCGCUGGCUCUGGUUGACCCCAUUCUUUACCAGGGUAUAUCCGGUAAACACUGGAAUCUCCCUGUAACCACAGAUGCCCCACAUAAGAGCAGUUGUUUGACUCUGAGUCACGCCAUUGUAACACAAAUAUUUUUAUAUAUAUUUUUUUUUUAAAUCUUCCAUUUCCCAACAAGCUGCAAAGCCAGAGCUUAGACAACACAUCCAUGUGCACUUAAAACUUUCCCGACUUCAGAAAAAAAUACAGUGUGAUGUCAGAGUUGAGAAGCACAGGUGUUUUAAUCAUCGCUACGUCUCUCUAAACAUAAAGCGGAUUUUAUCAGUGAAAUAAAGAGCAGGACGUGGCACCGCCGCAGCAGAGGUAUUCAGGAAACUCAGGAAUUGAGGUGAUCUGUGAAAGCUGGCCUACUAACCACUUUGUUAGUUUCUAUUUAUGGAAGGAUUGUGUGUGCUUUGUUUUUAAGCACUCUAUUGAUGAAGAAUUUCAGUACUUAAUUUUGGGGUCUUUGCACUGUGUUUUACAUAUACCGAUGAACAGAUUCAGAUACUUUACAUAUUUAUUUCUAUUUUUAUGUAAAAGUACAGUUAUGUGAUUUAAUGUAACUUAAUCACUUCUGUCAAGAUUUCUUGAUGUUUUUUUUUUUCUUUGACUACAGAAAACUCAGUGACAUAUUGUACAGUGAAUAAAAAGUGGUGGCGUGGAGGCAAAUACAUAGUAGAUGUUAUUUCAGUGCCAGUUCACUGAGUGAAAUUUUAUCCUAGAAAAAUCCUCAUCUACUCAACUGUUGACUUUUUCACAUGCUGAUGAUGGACGUCCAAAACAAAACAUUCAGAGUUCUGCUUCCACAGACUAAAUUGUGCUCCUGGAGCUGUUAAGCUUAUAUUAAAAUGGAGAAUUUUAGUACUAAUUUGUGGUAAAGAUUUGCACUAUAAAUGCAAUGAAAUUCAAUUCUAGCUCUAAAUGCCUUAUAUUCAUGUGUGUUUUGUCUGCCUGUAAAUGAGAGGUAACUUUGGUAUUAAAUGAUAAAUUAUACAUGAUUAUAAUUUAGUAAGCUGUCUUAUAUUCCAGGUCUGUUUUGUACGUUGAUAUAAUGUCAUAUACCUGUGAUAAAGUGUGUUUCUUUUAGCUGCAGGAUUGUACAGAUGGUUGUGUUUUAGCUCAACAGAUGCUCAUAAAAACUGUGCAGAAAGUUGUCUCGUCUAAAGCCAGGGUUUCUCUUUCUGUGUAUUUUUUUCCCUACUCCUUUUGGUUUGAAAAAUACAUUUGAUUCACCGCAGUGUUUUCUCUACAUCCCAGCUGUACUUAGGGACAACAAAAAGUUCGUUUUUUUUGUACUUAAUUGUCCGCAUAAACCAAAAUAAACACUGGAUUUUCUCAAAGUA